GAUUUGAAGCUGAACGUGCUAGAGAUGAUGGUGUUGAGUAUCUUGUGAAGAAACAUCCUGAAAUUCUCAUGUUUCAACUUGGAAAAAAAAAUUCCUGGCUAAAAAGUAUGUUGACGUCAAUUGGAUUAAAUGGCAUUUUGUCUCUUCCUUCCUUGUCUUCCUUGAUUAUAAAAGGAAGCAUUGAAUUUAUUUCUGGAAUAAACGUGAAAAUAGUUUCAAAACAACUCCAAACUCUACAGCUAAAUUGUGAUGAGUUUAGUCAAAAUUAUGACUGGUUUCUACAAAUAUUGGAACAGUGUGGGAGUACUCUUAAAUCUUUGACCUUGAAGCAUUCGAGUAUGACUGGUGAUAUAUUGAUUAAAUACAAAGGAACCCUGCCUUGUUUAGAGAACCUUAACAUGAGAUGCUGUACACAUCUCACAGAUAAAGGACUGCUGCAGAUACUUCAGCUUUGUGGAAGUACACUUAGAUCCCUGGAUAUAUCAGAAACAAAUAUAACUGGAGAAAAUCUGUCUGAAUACAAGGGAACCCUGCCUUGUUUAGAGAACCUGAACAUGGGUUGCUGUAAACAACUUACAAACAAAGGACUGCUGCAGAUACUUCAGCUUUGUGGAAGUACACUUAGAUUCCUGGAUAUAGUGGGAACAAAUGUAACUGGAGAGAAUCUGUCUGAAUACAAGGGAACCCUGUCUUGUUUAGAGAACCUGAAGAUAAACUGAUGUUAUCAACUUACAGAUAAAGGACUACUGCAGAUACUUCAGUUGUGUUGAGAUGCACUUAGAUCCUUGGAUUUACAACAUACAUGUAUAACUGGAGAGUAUCUGUCUCAAUACAUUCACGUGAAAGUGACCAGGGGGUGAAGCUUAUAUAUUGAAACAACAAAUUGAAAUUGUGGUAUUCCUUAAUUCUGGAACACAUUAUUAGUUCUGGGAACGUUCAGCUAUCGAACUGAAGAAUAUUUCAUUAACGAAUAAAAAUAACUAUUCAUGAUUAAAAGAAGAUGGGAUAGUUAAAAAUAACAAAUAAAUAGAUUUUUACAAUGGCUGUGACUAUUUUAGCCUUCUAUCUCAAUUUUUAAGACCAAUGGCAGCCUGUAUAAAAUAUGGUGUCACAAAGUCUAAAAUUGACCCUUUUUUCGGCUAUGGCUGCCGAAAAAGGCCUUUGCGCCUAAUGCGCACCUAUUUAUUACGAUCCCCUAUUAAUUGCAAUUCUGAAAAUAAAAACAAAACCAAACUACAUUAAGUUUUGAGAAAAUGGCAAAAUUAAGUGUUUUUAGCCUUAAAAAUUCAAUGUGUAACGCGAUCAGAUAUGAUGUAAGACACCCUGUUUAAACCAAAAACUGUAUAAACUUCACUGAUCUAUCUAGCACAUAAACUUCGGUGUACAUUAUGAUGUCUGUUUUAUCUUCUAUUGAAAUUAUUUCAGAAAAUAAGAACAAAAUGCCUGCUCCUCCAUAUACUGGUCCUAUUGACAAAAAAAUUGCUUGUCAUAUGGAAUGGGACCCAGACUGUAAACUCUGGGUUGGCAAUCUAGGAGAAGAGGGGAAUAGGCUAGAGAUUGAGGAAGCAUUCAGUCAGAUUGGACCAAUAAAGAAUAUUUGGGUCGCCAAGAAUCCUCCAGCAUUCGCGUACGUCGAGAUGGACGAUCCGAGGUAAUUUGCGGGCCUCGCGGACAUCUCUUUCUCUU
Eurytemora carolleeae is the source of this 1686-nucleotide messenger RNA. RefSeq names its product RNA-binding protein 1. Bases 1389 to 1655 code for a protein of 88 amino acids. The transcript has 2 exons. Gene Ontology annotation, molecular function: RNA binding. The record is from RefSeq and is a predicted model, not a curated record. Lineage: Eukaryota; Metazoa; Arthropoda; Copepoda; Calanoida; Temoridae.